Molecule: messenger RNA, 3674 nt
Organism: Schistocerca gregaria
Lineage: Eukaryota; Metazoa; Arthropoda; Insecta; Orthoptera; Acrididae
Exons: 2
Coding region: 92-3598 (1168 amino acids)
Biological process (GO): regulation of DNA-templated transcription
Cellular component (GO): nucleolus
Molecular function (GO): DNA binding; transcription factor binding
Source: RefSeq, a predicted model, not a curated record
AUUUUAGUUCACGAUUGAUACCAAAGGGCGGGAAAAAAAUCUGGUGCUCCUUAGUGUCCACGCAACCAAAGAUAUCAGAGCGGGAACUACCAUGUCGGAAACAAUACCCGCCGGCGUCUCGGCGGCCGAUACCGCCUUUCUAAACCUCUUUUGGCAGCUAGCUCUAGAUGACCCGAUCGUUCGCGCUAGGGCCACCGCUGUAUUGGUACAAACUCUGUUGAAUGUUCAGACGUCACAGGGCGAUCAACUCCGAGCUAAAUUCAAGAAAAACUCUCCGGAACUCGACUACACGCUGAAACGCCUGACCAAAGGACUCGCGUCUGAAGACAAAACCGCCUGCCUCGGAUUCGCGACGGCGCUCGUAGAAAUCUUGACGUACAUAGAGACCGAUUUAUCAGACCUUAUUCAAACCACCUUUGAAACGGUCAUGAGCAAAAAAAAUGAAAUCUCCCUGUCACAGAGACAGCUUGUCAUUCUCUUGACAACGACGGCCAUGAUCCGAUCUAAAAGACUCCAGACAAUCUCUGAACGAAAACUUAACUCUUUACUUGAUAAAUUGUCGAGCCAACUUGUCACCUAUUUGAACCUAAAACACUCGCCAUACUCUGAGUUCACUGUUCGUGUCAUCAGAGAUCUAGCGGAAAUCGUACCGAAAUCAAUCUGGACAAAUUUCGCCUCCACUUUCCUCCCAUUUCUCUCCGUCGACUCCAUUCAAGCCAUUUCGUUGACGGCCAUCUUUCAUACAAUUUCGGAAUGCCACUCAAGCCACGAAGCCUCACCAGCACUCCUCAGCGACGAAAAUCUGCCAAAAAUCUCUGAUGCACUCGCGCAGUGCGUCUCCUCGUUUCCACGAGUCCAUAGCGUCUGGAACUACUUGCUCGACUAUUGCAUGAGCUCAAACCGCACUACCAGGCUCAACAUACUCAUCGACCACAUCUUAAAAACAUAUUUUUCGAAAAAAAAAAUCAAUUCUUUUGUCUCGUUGGGAUUUUCCAUCACAUCGAUGAUCCUCGCCAAAAUACCUCUGGAUACAUACCAAAUAAUCCUGAAACCGUUCAUACUCUGUAGGUUGCAACAAUGCCUCGACAUGAAUCGCGGCGCGCCGCCCAGCGCGCACUCUCUUUUCAAACAGCUCUGUUCCGCCGCUCAACACCUCGAAAACUCCAACUCCGCCGUCUUUCUGAAGAUCCUUCAAGGCCCCGACGUGCGGUUCUCGAACAAAGUAAUACGCCAGCCCUCUCAAGACGACCUCGUCGACCGCCUCACCCUCAAUCUCACCAAAGACCAGCUAGAAGAUUACGUUCUCCAUUUGAUCAAGCAAUUCUAUUCAACCAACGCUCAAGGCCACGAGUACCAAAGUGCAGAAUUCGUUCAAUACUCUAUUGUAUGCGAGCUCAAGCAUAUCUACGAAACCACCCCUCACGCCUCUAUCAACCACGUCAUUCUAAAAUUCGUGUAUUUACACGCCUUCUACCGUGCUACCUCUCCAACUUCACCGGACCGCUUCACAACAGACCCUGCGGACAGCGUCGUGUUAUGUUCCGUACCAACCGUUGACCUCACGGACAACCUCCGCGCAAGGUUCCACGCCAUCUUCCAAAAACUAAUCGAACAGUUCCCUCGUGCUUCCCCCGACCCCCAAUCCAAAUCGCGCCCCUCACGACUCGUAAACCCCACCCAAGCAAGAGAAGUCACGCUGCAGUGGCUCAAGCCAUUGCUCGACUGGGACGACGGGACCUUGUCUCACACUCCGCACGAACUUUUUCCACUCGACCCUCAAAUCGACCUGUCGCUCCUUUCCGACGCAAAAGCUCAAUCGGAUCAUCUGAGACGCCAGUUGGAACUGAACGUUGACUCCUCUCAAGCCGUGAAGUUCUUCUACCCAGUUUCAAUACACGCGGCCAUCCUUCUUCUCCAAUAUCCUUCUACGAUACUGCCCGCGUGCGAUGACCUGAAAACCGUCGUAAACCACCUAAUGUCUCAGGAAGACCAGCAAUCGACAAUACCCCUUUCGCGCCUCACCGUCGCCCUCUUAGCGAACCCAAACCAAGCGUGCCUUUUCUUAGUCGAGCAGCUCUGGAACCACCUAAAUCAACAAGUCGCCCCCGAGGCGUUCGACAUCCUUCUGAAAACCAUGCUCACCGUAGCGACAGAUGACGACGACGAUUCGGACUCCGAUUCGAGCAUCUGUUCGGACUCCGAUCGCCUAGACGACGGUUCAGACGCAGACGACUCAAACGCUAACUCGGACUCUGAACCCGUCGAAAGUCACGACGCCGAGGAAGACGCAGCUGAAUGCGGGAAUGAGCUCGAACCACCUGUACCGAAAUCGAAGACGAACCGCCCCUCUGAAAGCGAAAGCGACGCUUCCGAUGACUCUGAUUCCAACCAUUCAAGCUUCGACUCCCUCUCCACUGACGCGUCUCACUCCUCACCCAGCCACGCGCGCGACGAUAGCGAUGACGACUCCGCAUCCGACGACGAAGAAGACUCAGAAGAUAUUGUACUAAACGACGAACAAAUGUUCGCUCUCGAUCGCGGCCUCUCUUCUGCCUUUCGCGCAUUCCGGGCCAAAAAAGAACUCGAAAGAGACAGAAAAAAUAACGCCGAGCGCAUCAUAGACCAUCAGCUCAGACUCAGCGCCGUCAUUGAAUCCUUCUUCAUCUCCAAUCCUCUGCAUCCGUUCUUCUGGUCUUUUCUAGAUAACGUAGCCGACUGGCUCCACCAACAUCAAGAAAAGCAAUUAAAACGCCUCGCAGACCGUAUUCAUGCCUUGCUGACGAGAUUGACGACUUCAAAGACUCGCCCGAGCACCAUCGCAGACGACCACUUCUCCACCGCCCUAACACUACUCGACAAAUACUACCGCCUCUUCCGCAAGCCAUCCACUCCCAGGAAAGCAAUCAUCAACGUAGUGCUCUUCUUACAGCGCGCGCUUUUGUCUCAGCAGUCCAACCAAGUCGCUCGUCAGGCAAUCUGCACCAACUUUCGAGACAUGCUCUUGUUCUAUGCCAAAUCUAACCCGAAAGUUACCUCCAACUGCAACCUGUACUUACAAGUGUUCUCGGAAGUCAUGCAACGCUCCCCAUCUAUUUCGUGGGACCUCGUCAAGGGACUCGACAAAAUCGUAGCUGAUUCACAAAACGCAUACAAACGUACUCAUAUCGUACUGACCCUCUACCCAGUUUUGUUAACGGAACACCAAAUCAAGCAGCACUCAACGGAGGCUGUCACAGUACUUCGCGAAUUCCAAAACGCCGUCCUCACCUGCUUUCGAGAUUCCAAGGUCGCGCUGCCUUGGAGAAGUCGCCUGGUCACGACAGUUCAAUCGGUGUUCACCGUCUCGUCGCGCGUCUUCGAGCAGGCCGACCUGUUCGAAAUAUGGGACGUCGAUACGAUCAAAGAAGAGUUGGCUCCACGACAAAAAGACCAGAAAUACAACAAAACCUAUCGGUGCCUAGUGGGGUGCUUCGAGAGCAGCAAAAAGGACAAACCUGUCAAGCCAAACACACAAAGCCUCAAAAAACAAAAGAGAAAAAACAAGGCAUCUCCUGAACUAAACGCCAAACGCCCUAAACCAAAUCAACACAUAGAGUGACCAAAAAGCAAGCGUCUAAAAAUUAUUACAUACAUUAAUAUAUAUAUAUGCCUCUCUUUCUUUUUUCUUUUCUACU